CUUUAUAUCGUUUGGCUCUUUCAACUUCAUUACUUCAUGGAUAUUUAUUAUAAGACUAGACAAGACUGAAGGUGGCGCCUUAUUCUGAACAAGGAAUACAGCGGUGGCCUUAUCGUUCCCGAUCUUCGCCAUAUCCGAUCCGGUUCUUCGCCGACCCACCGUUGGGAGAAUAAAUUUCGUUUUGUUUACGCCUUUUUCUCACCUCAACGUCACUUUGUAUCUGCUACCAGUCCAGCAAGAACAUCCGCUCAUCCAACCCUUUCGAUAUGCCUUGGUUGUCUGUUCGGUGAGAAUCGAUCGCACUGAUUCACGCACAAUGGACCCCACCAUCACUCGCGAGCUGUCGCGACUGGACCCCGCUGUUCCUUUUCGCGCGUCCACCGAUCACCUGCAUCACACCUGGGCCAAGACCUUCUACUCGCGUCCUGAGCUGUACAUCCGCCCGCAGUCCAUUGAGGAGAUACAGAAGGUCGUGAAUCUAGCGCGUCGUUGUCGCCGCCGUCUUGUCACAGUCGGCAGCGGUCAUUCGCCAUCCGAUUUGACCUGCACUUCUUCCUGGAUCGUCAAUCUCGAUGACUUCAGCCGUGUGCUGCAAGUUGAUCGCGAAAAGAGUGUCGUUACCGUGCAGGCUGGUAUUCGUCUGAAAAAUCUAGGGAAGGAAUUGGCAAAACACGGGUUGACCCUUUCAAAUCUGGGCAGCAUCGACAGCCAGUCUGUGGCGGGUGUCAUUGCAACGGGUACCCAUGGCAGUUCGCUUCAGCAUGGCUUGAUCUCAGAGUGUAUCCUGUCGCUCUCUUUGGUACUUGCCAACGGGCAGUUGGUGAGAUGCAGCGCGACCACUAACCCGUCCCUUUUUCGCGCGGCACUAGUCUCCUUGGGUGCACUGGGGAUCGUUGUAGAGGUCACUAUCCAGACAGAGCCGUUGUUCAACGUCGCCUGGCAACAAUCCAGGCAGAAAUUGUCAAGUGUGCUGGCCAAGUGGUCUUCCGGCCUUUGGACGUCUCACGAGUUUGUCCGCGUCUGGUGGUUGCCGUAUGAGAAAAGUGCUAUUGUCUGGCAUGCAGAUAAGACGGACCUCCCGUUGCGGCCUCCUCCGAAGACGUUUUAUGGCGGGCUUAUUGGGAACGCUAUUUACCAUAACCUUUUGGCGGCUUCGACUUAUUUCCCCUGGAUCCUUCCCUGGGUGGAGUGGUUCAUCUUUGGCAUGCAAUAUGGAUUCAGAGAUGGAGCAGUGGUUGCUGAAGCCGUGGAACCCGCGCGCGAAGGGCUUUUGAUGAAUUGCCUAUAUUCCCAGUUUGUCAAUGAAUGGGCCAUGCCUCUGGAAAAGGGGCCGGAGGCCAUCACUCGUCUGUCUGCGUGGCUGCAUGGGGAUGUCGCGACUGCUCAAAUUCCGUUCCCGGCUGACCGAUUGUGGGUUCACUGUCCGAUCGAAGUGAGAGUGUCAGAUACAACUCUGAACAAAAACCCUCGUCCAUUUCUCGAUCCGACUUGCACAGAUGGGCCGACACUAUACCUCAACGCGACUCUCUACCGCCCCUACCACCGGGAUCCCCCUGGCGUAGACCGGUACUAUGAGGCCUUCGAAUGGCUCAUGCGCGAGAUGGGCGCUAAACCGCACUGGGCCAAAAACUUCCACACAACCUGUGCUCGUGAACUAGGACAGUGGUACGGCAAGGACAUGGAUGAAUAUCUCUCAGUCCGGAGAGAGGUCGAUCCCGACGGCAUGUUUCUUGGUGAAUGGCAUCAUCGUAAUCUCCCCAUUGACGUCCCGAAGACAGAUUCAGACAACUCCGCAGAGCAACAGAUGGACACUCUCCCGCUUCAGGAGCGUGAGAGGGCUCGCCAUAAACUUGGGGUCCGUGGUGCGGGUGAUGGAAUCGAAUGGAUCGGGGAUAGACGGUGGCGCUCGGAUACGUCCGUGUCAACAGCUAAAGAGAAAGGGGAAACGACGAAGGAAGACGAAAAUGACGCCUCUCGGGAGCAGAGUCCUAGUCCUCCCAUGACAGCUACAAGCGAGGAGAGCUUCGACCUUCUUGUCAAGGGGGAAGCGAGUGUUGUUCUUCCAGCGUCCCGUUCCUGAAUGGAGAUUCCUUGACUCUCAGGGGCUCGGACCCUUCUCUAUUAUUGUAUAGUGCAGUCCAUCAGUUAGUGGGUCACUCCGCAAUCUUUUGACAGAUUCCUUUGUCACACUUUUAUUGAUGUUUUUGAACUAUUUCCCCUAUCUAUUUGCAAUUGUUUGCUAUCAGCAAGUUGUUACGAAGUCGGUGCUCCCAGCAUAGCACAUCCAUCUAUCCAUACGCACAUACGCCUGCAUGCGUGUAUGCACAAGAGUCUGACCGCUGACUUGGACAGUCAAAAACCAUUUGUUUGAGCGAGUCUGGGCAAAUUUGGGCAGGUGACAUGAUCUCAAUGCAGUACGUACUUAUUUAAUUGCAAACUGGCGAUUGGACCCCAUUCAUCAAGGCGUACACUGCGUACAGUUGCAAUGCUGUCAAUGCACAUAGCAUAUGUCAACAAAAUGUAUUGGCCAUGAAUAUAGGACAGUAAAUAUAUACGAGUCUCCAUAUCUGCAGGCAAUAAUCCCACGUAACCAGCCAGGCUCUGAUUCGGGGAGAUGUGUCGCAUUCGCG
Monascus purpureus is the source of this 2630-nucleotide messenger RNA. The record is from the annotation of a GenBank genome assembly. Lineage: Eukaryota; Fungi; Ascomycota; Eurotiomycetes; Eurotiales; Aspergillaceae.